This is a messenger RNA of Daucus carota subsp. sativus, 2392 nucleotides long. Its product is annotated as wall-associated receptor kinase-like 14. Gene Ontology annotation, molecular function: protein kinase activity; ATP binding. Bases 211 to 2307 code for a protein of 698 amino acids. The record is from RefSeq and is a predicted model, not a curated record. Gene Ontology annotation, biological process: protein phosphorylation. The transcript is spliced from 3 exons. Lineage: Eukaryota; Viridiplantae; Streptophyta; Magnoliopsida; Apiales; Apiaceae.
CGAAAAUCAAUUAUAUGCAGUCUAUUAUACCGUGAAAGUCGUGGAAGAGCAAAACACAAUAAGAUCGUGCGCCUCGCGUUUCAUCUCAAGACCAAACCAUAUCAUAAGCUCAGCACCUCCAACUCUUGAACAACUAGUCCCUUACUUCCCGUCCCAAAAUGACUGUCACAUAAUUCUCAACAAAGCCUCAACUCCCCUGUCACACAAAAAAUGAUACUAAUCAUCACCACAAUCAUCACAACACUUUUUCUCCUCUCCUCCUCAUCAUCACAGGCCUCGCACAAUUCAUCAUGUAGCCGCGUCUGCGGAGCUCAUAAAUCAACUCAAAUCCACGUCCAGUAUCCUUUCGGAUUCUCGCCGGGCUGCGAGAUUCAGCUAGCUUGUUUAAACUCUUCUGUUAAGAUUGAGCAGUUUCGUGUGCAGAACGUAACGAAUGAUCAUAUCUUGGUCGACAUUCCGGCUCAAUGUGAUCGGAAUAUCAGCGCGAUCAGGCCGCUCUUCGGGAGAAACUUCGCGCCUUCUUCCCGGAAUAGCUUUCUGUUGCAGAAUUGUAGUCGGCCUGUUAAAGAGUGUUUGAUUGAGACCAGUUUGUUAGAAGAUAGAUUUCAGGUGGACACGUGUCAGUCUGUGAGGAGCAAUGUUAGCUGUUAUGUAGAGGAUAGAGAUGUUGAGUUUAUGAGUUUCGAGACGCUGGAGAAGACAGGCUGUUCGGAGCUCUUCACGGCGAUUGCGGUUGAUUUGUUUGACAAUCGGAGCGUUGAUUCAUCGGUGGCUAUUGAAAUUCAGACGCUGGAGUUAGGGUGGCUUUUGGAAGGGCCUUGUAAGUGUGUUGCGCAAGCCGAUUGUGUUAAUUUGACUCUCGGCGGAUUGCAGGGGUUUCGGUGUCGAUGCAAGAGUGGAUUUGAAGGAGAUGGAUUUGUCGACGGCGGUGGCUGCCGGAAAGUCAGUGGAUGCAGUGCCUCAGGAUACAUGUCUGGUCGAUGUGGAGGGACUACGAAAGUGGGAGUUCUUUUCGGUGGUAUUGCUGCUGGAGCCGGUAUAGUAGCUGCUGUGGCUCUUAUAUAUUACUGUAUCCGCAAACGGACAUCACAUCUGAAAAAUCAGUUAAGUGCAAAGCGCCUCAUAAAUGAAGCCACAGGCAGCUCUACAGUUCCUCUCUUUCCAUACAGAGAUGUUGAGAAGGCCACACAUGGCUUUUCUGAGAAGCACAGACUGGGUACUGGAGCCUAUGGUACAGUUUAUGCUGGGAAGCUCCACAAUGAUGAGUGGGUUGCAAUAAAGAAACUAAGACAUCGUGAUGCUGAUGGAAUUGACCAAAUCAUGAAUGAGAUAAAGCUUUUGUCCUCGGUGAGCCAUCAGAAUCUAGUUCGCCUUUUGGGUUGCUGCAUUGAGAAGGGUGAACAGAUUCUUGUCUAUGAAUACAUGCCCAAUGGAACUUUAGCUCAGCAUCUACAAGGAGAAAGGGGCAAGGGCCUUCCAUGGACUGUACGCCUUACCAUUGCAACCGAGACUGCACAUGCAAUUGCUCAUCUACAUACCGCUACACAUCCCCCAAUUUAUCACAGAGACAUUAAAUCUAGUAAUAUACUUUUAGAUGUUAACUUCAACUCCAAGGUAGCUGAUUUUGGUCUUUCAAGGCUCGGCAUGACAGAUGAUUCUCACAUUUCCACAGCCCCACAAGGGACUCCCGGCUAUGUUGAUCCACAGUACCAUCAAAACUUCCAUCUUUCAGACAAAAGUGAUGUUUACAGUUUUGGCGUGGUUCUUGUAGAGAUUAUAAGUGCAAUGAAAGUGGUUGAUUUCACUCGACCUCCCACUGAGAUUAAUCUAGCUGCUAUUGCUAUCGACAAGAUAGGAAAAGGUCGUGUGGAUGAUAUAAUAGAUCCGUUCCUUGAACCUAAUAGAGAUGCAUGGACUUUGUCAUCUAUUCACAAGGUAGCUGAGUUAGCUUUCCGAUGUCUUGCUUUUCACAAGGACAUGAGACCUUCUAUGACGGAAGUUGCAGAAGAACUAGAACAUGUCAGACUUAGUGGUUGGGCACCAAUCGACGAAAAUAUAGGCAUGGGAUCAUCGGUGUCAUCUUCGUGUGCAUCGCCAUUUAAUGGAAGUGAGCUGUCAGUAGGCGGCACUAACAUAAAGAAAGCAGGCAUAGGAAGUCGAAGGGUGAUAGUCACACAAAGAGAAGUAGCUUGCCUCACUACAAUGGAAGAAGUUAGUGAUAGCUCCCCUGUUUCUGUUCAUGAUCCGUGGUUAAGCGAUCAGAGCUCACCCUCCACAAACAGCUUGCUGGGUAACAUUACUCACUAAACGCACCUAUAUAAAGUUAUUAAUAGCUUGAGUGAAUUGUUCAUGUUAAUAUUAUACAGGACUGUCAGGUAUUCAAGAGCAGAAA